AAUUAAAAUAUUUUCAUCAGUUUCCAACUUGAAGGAUACCACAUAGGCAUGAGGUACCCAUAGGCUAACUAGAGGUGCUAACAUCUUUGGCACUAGUUGUAGUUGGAUAUUUGGAACACCAGCAGCAGACUGGAUUUUGGGUAUAGUGGUGCCGCCAGACUGAAACAAUGUCAAUUUAGUCUGAGUUUUGUCGAUGAUUCAUUCAUAUCUUACUGUAACAAGAACAAUCCUUCGACCAGAUUUGUUGUGCCUUUCACAGAAUUCUUUGAGUAAGGACCUAUUGUCUUCGAAGUCUGAUGGUGGUAGUUGGUGCGUCAUGGAGAGAGGUUAGGAUCUUAUGACGCUUUCGAUCCUAAAGAUCCUUACUUGGAUUUAAGGAUGGACAAUCCUGCGAACGAGUUGCUCAAUCUAGGUGUCCAAGAGCUCUACGACGUCGGUAGAUGGAUGAGGAAGCACUAUUCGCACUUUCUACCUCUAAAAUACGACGCCAACGACAUCUACGUCCAGUCCAUCGACUUCAACAGGUGUCUGAUGUCAGCCGAAGCGCUGUUGGCAGCCCUGUACCCACCAGUUGGCGAGGAAAGGUGGAACCGCAACCUCCUCUGGCAACCUGUCCCUAUCCACACCACCCUUGUCAGAAACGACAUCAUGCUACAGUGGACUGCCUGCCCCUACUACACUCUGAACUCCCGCAAGGCCUUGGCCCUUAAGUAUAAGAUAAAGAAAGAAAAUGCAAAGCUCUUCGAGUACCUCAGCAAGGAAACAGGAUCGGAAGUCGACCUACACAACAUCCUUCUCCUUUACAACGUCCUCAAAGGCGAGGAAAUGAUCCAUCUCCCGAUGCCCAUCUGGACCCGCGGCAUCAUCAAAGACAUCACCCCCCUGGUGGAGGUGGAGUUCCAGAUCAACUCCUUGGAUAAGGCGUUGAAAACGCUGAGAGCUGGCACGUUGGUCCACAGGAUGCUGAGGCAGUUCGAGAGGGCGGUGUCCGGCAGGUUGGGCGAGAAGGGCGACACCUUCAGGAAGUUCAUGCUGUACUCCACUGCGGACAUGCCCAUAUACUACCUGGCGGAUAGCCUAGGCGUGCGCAACCUAGGUUUGGUCACGUACGGCUUCAGCAUGUACUACGAGCUGAGGAGGGACGUGGUGGGCGAUCAUUACGUGGACGUCUUCUUCAGGAACUCGACGGACGUGGGGUCGGAGACGUACGAGGCUGAUGUGAGGGGUUACGAGGGUACGAUGAGGUACGAGGUUUUCAGGGAGUUGGCUGAGAAGUUUAGCAUCAGUCCAGAGGGGUGGUUGAGUCUGUGCGCCGACCUGACGGCCGGCAAUUCGACCAAGAGAUGAAUUCGUUAGGUUUAACGAAAGUUUGUGUCGUCUUUUUGUUUUAGUUUGUUUUUAUAAUUUUUUGUUGUAUCAACUGCUAGAAAAUGUUGAGUUGUAUUCGAUUCUUCCCUAAUUUAGAUAAAUUUGAUUAAUUUAUU
Harmonia axyridis is the source of this 1484-nucleotide messenger RNA. RefSeq names its product testicular acid phosphatase homolog. The transcript has 4 exons. The coding region runs from base 379 to 1347 and encodes 322 amino acids. The record is from RefSeq and is a predicted model, not a curated record. Lineage: Eukaryota; Metazoa; Arthropoda; Insecta; Coleoptera; Coccinellidae. Gene Ontology annotation, biological process: dephosphorylation. Gene Ontology annotation, molecular function: phosphatase activity.